GGUGGUGGGUAGGGAAUUACGGGGAACGCGCUUUUAGGCGAGCGUCCGUAGUAGUCGUGUCCGAGCCGCGAGAGGAAGCGGGCCUCCGCGUCCGCACGAGAGAUACCAAGAUUUUUCGUUUCGUUUUCGAUGCGCGAGCGACGAAAACGCACGCUCCUUCCGCGCGACGUUCCCUUAACGAGUGCCGUAAAAAGUCCACGGGUCCGGGAAAGCCCCGCUAGUUUUCGCCCCGGGUCUCCGCUCGCUCGGCGGGCUCCGCCUGCCAGUCACGAGCACGUGUGUGCGGUGCGUGAGUGCAACGACGGCGGCGGUCGUCGUCUGUUGUAAAGCGAGCGCUCGCUCGGAAUGUCAAUGGUGCGUACGUAAAAAGGAGGACCGGACUUGUUUGUGUGUAUUUGUACGUGUGUCAUAUAUAUCGUCGCCGGGCAGUGACAGAUCGACCACGGCGUGGGGAGAGUCGAGUUUAUACACAGGGAGGCCUACUAAUCAUCUGAUCCCGAUCGAAAGAAUACAGCGUGGAUAUCUCGCGUGCAUCCAGGUUCAUGGCGUGUUAGUAACUGACGGAGGAACAAAGUGUUGUUCGCCGGGUCGGGUUUACGAGAGAACGACGGGCGAGCGAUAGAAGCGUAGAGGGAUCACGCACGCCGAUCAUACGCACGCACGCACGCACGCACGCACGAACAAACGAUCGCACGCACGUACGCAAGCACGCACGCAUGAAGGUCCCAUGGCUACCGGAUUGGUAAAGUGGUGGCGAGCAAGGUUCCUCGCCGGCUACAGACCCUUUUCUGUUGUGGGAACUAACACGGAAGGUAGCGAUUCCGAGGAAUUGCUGACGGGAGUCCCAACGACCUGCAACGUCUCGUCACCGCCGACGACGGAGUCGCAACCGACUUUAAUUUCCCCCGCGGAGCCGCCGCAGGUAGCGGUUGAUGGCCCGAGCGUACCUGCAGCAGGACCUACCGGUAAUGACGAACAGCCUACUUGCGGUACAACGAAACAGCUUAGUUUCGAGGAAUUCGAAUGCGACGUGUCGGUCGCGGAAGGUGACAGGAGGCGGCAGGAGUUCUCCUUCACCCUGUACGACUUCGACGGCCACGGGAAGAUCACGAAGGACGACAUAGCCGGCCUGGUGACCACCAUCUACGAUACGCUGGGCGCCUCGAUUCAAGUACCGCCGUGCGGCAGUAAGACGAUCAAGGUGAAGCUGACGGUGUCGCCGGAUCAGCGGACCAGCAGCAGCAGCAGCCAGACGCCCCGCAAUCCCGCCGCCGGCGCUUGUCUCGCAAAUGCCACGCAAACGUCGCAGACGACGACGUUGCCCGGUGGCCAACAGCAGCACGCCUCGACGUCCUGUUGCCAUUUGAAGCACGCCAUCCCGUGCAGCCAUGCAACCGCCGCCGCGACGCGUGUCACCGCCCGGCAUUGCGCGAGCAGAGUUCCUAGAAGGAGGAGAGCGACGCGGUAUCGUUGUCAGACUGAGCGAAAAGAAGUGGAGACUCACAGCGAGGACGAGGACGAUAAUACCCGUGCAAAUCGAGUGCAGCAGGAAGAGCUGCGCAGAAGAGUCGGUCCGGUGCCCCAUUUACCAUCCCCCUAUUCAAACAGCUCGGAGGGUGAUGUGAGCGACGAUAGUGACACUUCCCCCGCGUUCUCACCAUUAACGCCUCUUCUUACGACGAAUCAGAGGAAACGCAGUGGUGCUCUGCAAAGACAACAAUUAUUAGAGAUUAUUCAGGCUAACAUGGAAAAAAAUAAUCUCAGUUUUCACACAUCAAGGAAACGGCAUCAAAACGAGCAACCGCGCAUUCCAUCUCAUAGUCCCCAUCUAGGAACCUCGAAUCACAAUAACCAAGACUGUCAAGCAUCUGCGGAGCCUCGUCAAGCGACUACCAACUAUCACAAACCGAUCCGGGAAAGCACAACAACUCAUCAUUCCGCGUCGUUUCCCAAAACAUCGGCGAAAUCGCGGACGGCGAAUCUGAGGAAAACGCGGCACACGACACCGAGGAAUAACGCGGUACAUUCCUCCUCCCAGACGACGUACCAGCCGAUGCUGAAUCGUAACGUCGCACCGACGACAAUAGUCUACAACGAUACGCCGCAACACACGACUGCCAGCAACACAACCCACCGCAACAUCGUUAAUCUCGUGCCCAACAACAACCAGCAAACUGCCAAUCAUCAGACAAUUACCAAUAAUCACAACAAUUUACAGCGCAACGAUGCACAGUUCGUUCCUUCGCAACAAUGCGGUAGAUCCAAGAAGCAUCAGCUGAAGCAUGCAACGCGAGAGCAGGACCAGGCCCGUGCGAUGGCACAGGUCGUGCGUUGGCUUGAACGCGAAUUCUCGCAGAACGCGGUAGCGGCCACGUCCAGCCGUAGACAUGUUCACGAGCAUAUACACCAUCACUAUCAUCACUAUCACGCCGAGGCUCUGGUCUAAUUGGCGAUCGCGUAGUCUUUUUCUUUUUUAAACGUCUCAGAUUUUUGGAAAAGCUUACAAUAUGAUCGAAUAUAUUUUAGGAGAGAAAUUUAAUUUGCAUUUAUCUUGCUGUUAUUUUGAUAUCGUGGAGAUAAUUUAAUAUUUUUCAAACAGCGUCGUAAGAUGCGUUUUAUUUUGGAGCUCUUAUAUAUAUUGUCCGCUAUAUAAAUUAUUUAAAAAUAUCGUAUGCGUCCUCGGUAUAUAAAUUAUUCAUUGAAUCUCCAGUUCGUUUUCUUGUACAAGACAAACUGUGUAAUUUGUAUAUGUAUAUCGCAUCGUUCGAUUAUAUAUAUUCCUAGUGUUCAUACGCGAAUAAUGGUGAUGCGUCAUCACGUAUUUUUAUUUUAAUAUAAACGACUGAGUUCCCCCCUCCCCCAGUAUUUUAUCGAAAAAUACGGCAUAUUUGCGAUGUUCUUCGAUAUUGCCUUUGUUAUGUAAAUUUAUAAGCAUCCUCUAGACAAGAUGAGAGAUUUCUUUAUACUUUUCUAUAUUGUAAAUAGCAAAUGAUGAUGCAGUUUGUUUAAAAUUAUUGGGAAGGACGUGUGUAAAUUAAAUGUACUAUUUGCGCGAGUUUUUCCUUGAGCAAAGAUAUAGUUACUAUAAAAAAAUCUCAGGCUUACAAUUUAUCUACGACGAAACAAAUGCAUUUCAGGAUUUAGAAACGAUACACACGUGGAAUAUUUCGCAUGUGUUGUAGGAGUGAAAAUUACAUUUUUACUCGAAAAAGAAAAAUGCAGACGUUCCUUUUCACACUCGAACUGACGGUAAACUACGGCUACCCAUCGUUGUACAUAAAAAGUAUCCCAAAGAGAAUCCCUCCUUCAGUAUACAUACGUUACGAUUAAGAGAAACAAACGGUCUAAAGUCGUAACGAUUAUAAAAAAAAAAAAAA
Formica exsecta is the source of this 3377-nucleotide messenger RNA. It is a transcript of the gene nkd, whose product is annotated as protein naked cuticle. Gene Ontology annotation, molecular function: calcium ion binding. Gene Ontology annotation, cellular component: cytoplasm. The coding region runs from base 728 to 2446 and encodes 572 amino acids. NCBI's taxonomy places the organism in Eukaryota, Metazoa, Arthropoda, Insecta, Hymenoptera, Formicidae. The transcript is spliced from 5 exons. Gene Ontology annotation, biological process: negative regulation of Wnt signaling pathway. The record is from RefSeq and is a predicted model, not a curated record.